UCAUACAUGGCAUAAAAUUAGCAGCAGCAUUGAAUAGCAAUAAAGGAUAGUGUAGUAGUCUUUCCUGUAUCUGUUUCUAUUUAUUUCCUUAAUUUUCAAUAUAACUAGAAAAAGUGUAAAGCAAUCAUUUCAUUUUAUUCUAUUUCUAGUUCUACCGUUCUUAACAAAUUUUCCACUUAAAACUCACUAUCAUUUAUAUCCUUUUUAUUUCUUUCUUUUUCCAGUCCCCCGGCCACAUAUUUCUUUACCUAUCAAAGUGUAAAUGUUUUGCCUAAUUCAAAUUUAGAACUAUUUAAACUCUCUUGUAGUAAUGGUAUAAGUACAGGUAAUAUGAAAAGGUGAUCGAUCGAUCAUUCAAUCAUUUUAUUUGACAAUAGAAUCUUAAAAAAAUGAUCAAUACAUUGCUCCUUGUAAUGUGUCUAGUAACUAGCGGUGCUAGGCAUAAAGUUCAUGGUACUCAAAAUGUACUACAAGAAGAUUUGGAGUUGGAAAGACAACUAGAGCUCCUUAACAAACCUCCUAUCAAGAGUAUUCAUACAAAUCUUGGGUACAUUGUUGAUUGCAUUGAUAUUAACAAGCAACCAGCAUUUGACCAUCCUUUAUUGAAGAACCACAAGCUCCAGAGAAAACCCAGCUUUCAAAAAUCAAUAGGAAAAACAAGUGUGAAGAAAUCACCAACUAGGCCAUUACUUGUGCUUCAGAAGGACCAGUGUCCAACAGGGACUGUACCUAUUCGAAGAACAACAAAAGAUGAUCUCAUUCGUGAAAAAUCAUUCUUAAAUUAUCACAUAAUGACUCAAGAUAUUCCCGGUGUUCAUAUUGCAGAAGUAUCUCUUUCAUCAUUAUAUGGUCCUUAUUAUGGAGUUAUUGGAUCAAAUAAUGUGUUUAAUCCAAGAGUUAGUAGGAAGGAUCAAGUUAGUUCUUCUCAUUUAUGGGUUCAAAAUGGACCAGUGGAAGCUGCUAACAAAAUCGCUGCAGGAUGGCAUGUGGCUCCACAAUUAUAUGGUGAUGAUAAAACCUAUAUUUACUCGGCAUGGACGUCAGAUAAUUUCGAGCGGACAGGGUGCUACAAUAUUCGAUGUUCAGGUUUUGUUCAGAUAAGCAAAGUAAAUUACCUUGGUACACAUGUGAACAAUUAUUCUACCUACGGUGGAACGCAGCUUGAAUUUAUCAUUUCUAUUACUCAGGAUCCAGUGACCAAAAACUGGUGGUUAAAUAUGGCAAAUAUAAAUAUUGGAUAUUUUCCAGCAGCCUUGUUCUCCAACAUGACCUCAGCUGAUCAAGUGGGGUGGGGUGGGCGAACAAGAACUCCUCCUAAUACUCCUAGUCCCCCAAUGGGAUCUGGACACUUUCCUGAUCAUACUUUUCAUCAUGCGUGUUAUUUUACAUUUGUCUCGUUUCAAAAUGAAGCAACAAGAAAUUAUGGAAUUGGACCACAUGGAGCACAAACAUUCUCUGAUAGAUCUGAUUGUUUUGGUGUUCGAUACUUGGGAUAUAUUGCAGAGGAGGUUGGAUAUUCUCUCCAAUUUGGAGGACCCGGUGGUAGUUGUGGAAAUUAAUUAAUUUUUAUAAGCAAGCUUUGUCAGAUAUUUGAAAAUAAAGUUGUUCGUUUUGUCUAACUACGUAAUUGUAUUGUUCGUAUCUUUUUUGUUUGUGUUUUUGUCUUCCAUGUACUUUCGUUUAAUGUUGACAAAUGACCAAUGGAUUUUCA
Molecule: messenger RNA, 1711 nt
Organism: Glycine soja
Lineage: Eukaryota; Viridiplantae; Streptophyta; Magnoliopsida; Fabales; Fabaceae
Exons: 7
Coding region: 390-1559 (389 amino acids)
Source: RefSeq, a predicted model, not a curated record